UAUGCUCUGUAUUGGGAAGGCAGAUAAAAUGCCAGGUCUGGACUGCCUCUGGGGAUAAGCUCACCCUGUGUGAUGUGAAUGAAUAGCAUCUUGCCUGGUACAUCCACAGCAGUUGAUAAGGCAGGUGCAGUUCUUCCAAACAGGCCUUUUCUGUCUUUACCUCUAGCUGUGGCUUUACCUCUGUAGCAGUUUUGGUUUUGCCUUGAAAGAGGUGCUCUGGAUUAUCAGACCUCCAUGUAUGACAAUUUGUACCUGCAUGGAAUCGAAGACUCGGAGGCUGAAGAAUAAUGUGAUGUGUUACCCGAGAUGGUGUGAACAAAGCUUCAAGCCAAUGGAGAAGACUAGGCCUAAAUAGCUGACCCGGUGAAGUGAAAAAUAAAGCCACACCUGGAGAGCCACAUCCUCUGCAGUCUUUCUCAGUGCCAAUGCAUUUAUGGCUGGUUCAGCGGACUCCUACACGAGCAGGCCGUCUGACUCCGAUGUCUCUUUGGAAGAGGAUCGGGAAGCAAUUCGGCAGGAGAGGGAGCAGCAGGCGGCCAUCCAGCUUGAGAGAGCAAAGUCCAAACCCGUAGCGUUUGCAGUGAAGACAAACGUGAGCUACUGUGGUGCCUUGGACGAGGAUGUGCCUGUUCCAAGCACGGCCAUCUCCUUUGACGCGAAGGACUUUCUACACAUAAAAGAGAAAUAUAACAAUGAUUGGUGGAUAGGAAGGCUGGUGAAAGAAGGCUGUGAGAUUGGCUUCAUCCCAAGUCCGCUGAGAUUGGAGAACAUACGGAUUCAGCAAGAACAGAAAAGGGGACGUUUUCACGGAGGGAAAUCCAGUGGAAAUUCUUCUUCAAGUCUCGGAGAAAUGGUAUCAGGGACAUUUCGAGCAACUCCCACAUCAACAGCAAAACAGAAGCAAAAAGUGACGGAGCACAUCCCCCCCUACGACGUUGUGCCAUCCAUGCGUCCGGUGGUGCUGGUGGGGCCAUCGCUGAAGGGUUAUGAGGUCACAGACAUGAUGCAGAAAGCCCUCUUUGAUUUCCUGAAGCACAGGUUUGAUGGGAGGAUAUCAAUAACAAGAGUGACAGCUGACAUUUCUCUUGCUAAGAGGUCUGUGCUAAAUAAUCCCAGCAAGAGAGCAAUAAUUGAACGUUCGAACACUCGGUCCAGCUUAGCGGAAGUACAAAGUGAAAUUGAAAGAAUCUUUGAGUUGGCAAGAUCUUUGCAACUGGUUGUUCUUGAUGCAGACACCAUCAAUCACCCAGCACAACUUAUAAAGACCUCCUUAGCACCAAUUAUAGUUCAUGUAAAAGUCUCAUCUCCAAAGGUUUUACAGCGGUUGAUUAAAUCUAGAGGAAAGUCUCAAAGUAAACACUUAAAUGUUCAACUGGUAGCAGCUGAUAAACUUGCACAGUGCCCCCCUGAAAUGUUCGAUGUCAUACUAGAUGAGAACCAGCUGGAGGAUGCAUGUGAACACCUGGGAGAGUACCUUGAGGCCUACUGGCGUGCCACCCACACGACCAGUAGCACUCCCAUGACCCCACUGCUUGGAAGGAACCUGGGCUCGACAGCACUCUCGCCAUAUCCCACAGCAAUUUCUGGGUUACAGAGUCAGCGUCUGAGGCACAGCAACCACUCCACAGAAAACUCUCCAGUUGAAAGACGAAGUCUAAUGACCUCUGAUGAAAAUUAUCACAAUGAAAGGGCUCGGAAGAGUAGGAACCGCUUGUCUUCCAGUUCCCAGCAUAGCCGAGAUCAUUACCCUCUGGUGGAAGAAGAUUAUCCUGACUCAUACCAGGACACUUACAAACCUCAUAGGAACCGAGGAUCGCCUGGGGGAUAUAGCCAUGAUUCUCGACAUAGGCUUUGAGUCUGCAGAAACAAACAAAAAGUUCAUCUGUUGACGAUUUGCCAUAGCACUGCUAGGAUACAACCAGUCAUCUUAACGUGGCAAGUACAGCACAGUACUGACUGUGCUUAUGGGCUGCUGUCAUUGACGCUAAGAAGGGGCAAAAAAAAAAAAAAAUGUACAUUAUGCCCUUAAGUCUAGAUGGAUCUUAGAUGCCCAAUCAUACAGAUAUUUUUAAGUGCAACAUUUACAUAGCAGUACCUUUUGUUUUCUUCAUUAGAUUUAGACACAUCAAUUUGUAAUUUAGGGUACUUAUCAAGGCACAUAUAAAAUAAUUUCCCAUGCCGGAAAUUCCAAAUGACCAGUUCCAGUUGGAACCAAUUUAUAAACCAAUUCCUGUUGGAAUUUGGGUGAAUUGACUAGAAAGUCUACUUGAGCAUGUUGUAAUCAAUUUAAAAAUCUGAAAAAAAAGAAACUAAUUAAUAAGAAAAUCAAAAUACCAAUAGAAGUCAAAACCAGCUGUUGUAUUUAUUUGCUGGAAGCUAAAUUUACACUUAAAGUUGGAAUGUAUAAACAUUUUAAUAUGGGUUAACAUUGCCAGAAUGGCUUUUCUAACUUACCAAAUGUAUUGAUAGUGCCAAAAAAAAAAAAAAAUCUCAAAUUAAUGCAGAAAUUAUUUAGUCUCCUCAGAUUUUAAUAUUUUUUAUUUCUUUUCUGGCACAGCUGUUGUAUUCAAAGUAUUUUGCUUUUUUGUUUCAUCACAACUGUUACCAUGUUUGAAGUUGGCAAAGAAAUUCAACAUUUCUUUAGCAGUGAGAGAGGAUAGUAAAGAGAAGCCCAAUCAUAGUUGGUUAUGCAAGAUGGAAAAUGGGGUGUUGUUUCCUCUUUCAUCAAUCUGAGCACAACUACAUCCAUCCAGGAAUCUGAAGUCAGACUCUAAGGAUAACAUAGAUCCUCCUGAGUGCAAGGCUAAACAUUUCCGGUUGAGAUUUCAUCUGUCCCACUGACCACACAUAUGUGUGUUUCCCACCAGCACAAUUGAAUAUCUUCCCAUUGCUUCACGCAGUCUCUGCCUUUGAGUGUCUGAAUGUGCUAGCCCUUCAUCAAAUUCUUUAUAAUCAUGCUACGGUCUUUUUGUUUUACAUGAACACAUUGAAUUUUGAUAUUGAAAGCUGUGUUUAUACAAAAUGACUAAUUGAAAAACUGUGAAAAUGAAUUUAAAAGCUUGCAGUAAAAAAAAUAAAUUUGUAGAUUCAGAAUAGAUUUGUUCACUAAAAUUAUAUCAUUUUUAUUGAAGAGAAUUAUAAAGAAUUUGAAGAUUGAACUGCCUUAUUUCUAAUGAACACUCUUCUUUACCUAUUAAGUCUUCACAGUUUUUCCAGUGGCUAUAAGUAUGGAAUUGAUCUUCUGUCUUAUAUGAUCAAAGAAGCCUUAGAUUCACUCUGAUCCAAGAAACUAUUAAAAUUGACUCUUUUAUACAAUACACAAAAGUCUUUAGGAAAAGACUUUUGUUUCUAAGAGUCUGUUUUUUAAAGCCCCCAAAGGAUCAGGCAUAAAAAUCAUUUUCUACUACUACAUCAUAAAGUCUAUUUUUUUUGGAAAACAAUGAUAAUUCAUUUUCUGUUAUCUUAUUUCCCCCCAUCCAAGCCUUUCAGUGUUUAUGCUCUCAAAGCAUGCACCAGUUAAUUUUCUUGACCAUGAAAAUAGGUUCCCUACUCUUGAUUAGUUAUAUCUUGAACCUCAUUAUUGACCCCCCUCCAAUACCCUCUCCUUCUGUUGUUCACUGUGCAUACCCCAUUAUGAACCUGUUUAGCUGAUAAUGAGGAUAUCCAUAGUUAUGUGAGUUAUCUGAAAUAUUUGAUAGAAUUAAAAAAUGUGGGCUCAGUGAAUUCUUAAAGUUAAUAUGUGAUACUGGCUUGUGAGGUUCUUUUGUCAUCUAGUGAAGCUUACAAAACUUUCAGUUAAAACAUUUAAAAGAGUUAUAUCCACUAGGCACUUUAAUAAACAUACAACCUACCAUUACUGAAUACUUUGUUAGAGCACAGAAGAGCAUUUUCCAGCAAACAAAUAUAUUUAUUACAUGUACAGCACAUAUUUGCAUGAGAAAGAAGACAUUAGCCAAAACAUUUUUCUAUAUGCUUUCCUGGUUUCUUGUUUGUGCGCAUAAAAGUAUUUAAUUGCAAGGAGUGCACCAAGGUGUUUAAACUUAGACUAGACAGCUGUUCAGCUUUUUCUGUAGUAGCAUUAGCAAUCUGGUCAUUUAACUACUUUAAGAUAUUUACAUUUUACAGCAGGUAGCUGUAACAGCAUUUACAUAUAUUUCCUAGUCAGCAAGAUUACCAUAUUCUUUCAACUUUUAAAAAUCUCUUAUUUUUAAAGACCUCUCAAUGCCUAGUUUCUGAGUCUUCCAUGUCACGCUGAUAAAAAGAGAGGUCCAUUCAAUUCUGUGCACAAGACCAGUCUUUCCUUGACCAUCAAGCAUCCACACCUGUUUUGCUUUGCAUUCUUAUUCAAAAGCUAACAACCUUGGAAAGGGUAUAAUGUAUAUUUUCUUGAUGGAUAUACGUAAAUUUUUACUUGGAUUUGGCACAUUCUUUCCCCUUCCUUUUCUAAUAAUCUGUCUUUUCCAAAUGAAUAAGGGAUAUGCAUUGUCCUUUUUUUUCUUAAGCCUUAGAGUUUAUUGUGUAACUGAUACUAAAAUACAGAUACAUACUAAAUGAAAAGUUUUAUUUUUGCCAGGCACAUCAAGCACCUUUGGAAAAUACAUAUUCCACAAAUACUUUGUUUUUAAUGGGUUUCAUUUAACAAUAGCAAAUGAUGAGGAGGAGAAACAAGUCUUAGAACGUUUUGAGGCUGUAUUAACUUGUAGUAUAAACCACGUAUUCUGUACUUUCAGCAUAUAUAAUUUCAGGAUAUGUAAAUCAUAUUCUGUAAUUUCAGUCAGCGAACAUGUAACAGUGUAGACUCGUGUGACCGUGUGGAAAUGUAGUCUUGGAAAAAAAGGAAUGCAAUUUGUCAAUCCUGAUGUUGAUUCUCGAGGCUGUAAUGUGACUCCAGUAUUAUUAUCAGCAAUGUUUACUCCAAUAUUUAAAGCAGCACUUAGAUAUGUUUUUAAAUGACUGACAAUUCUCUCUUAUCUUUAUACAGUUCUAUUGGAAAGAAAAUUGAAAUUAACAAUUCAGACCAAUAGUCUUUCCUAAUAAGAGAGUCUUAAUUAUGUGACAAUAUGUCAUUGCACUUAGUUCUUAAUGAAAUGAAUUUUUUAAAUAUAAAACAAAUUCUGAGAAAAUUAUAUGUUCCCUUUGAAUAAUUUGUUAAUUACUUUAAUUAUUAUUGUUGUUUGCAAAGUGUAUUUUUGGAAUGUUAACCUCUUUUCAUACCUGCAUACUUGAACUUGUCUUUUGUGUGAGGGCCUUAAAAUUCAUAGUAGGAACCUAGGGCAGUGAAAGGGAGGGAGAGAAGGAAUCAAUGCCAAAAGAUGGUUUGCAAAUUUAAACUCCUUGAAUGAACAUAUCAUAAAAUGUUGCUGAGACCCAGGAUGUCUGUUAAGGAUGUUUCUAGGCAACCUUAAUUUGCAUGCCAGUGUAUUUCCUUAAUUACACAAUUUUAUUUUGGUAUUGGGUAAAAAAUAAAAAUAACAAAAUGCCACUAUAGAAGCUCAGCUGGUUAAGAAUACACCUGCAAUGCAGGACACCCCAGUUCCACCCCUGGGUUGGGAAGAUCCCCUGGAGAAGGGAAUGGUCACCCACUCCAGUAUUCUGGCCUGGAGAAUUCCAUGGACUAUACAGUCCAUGGGUUACAAAGAGUCAGACAUGACUGAACAACUUUCACUUCAUUAUAGAAAUUGCCCUAUAUAUUGAUAUUUAUACUACCUCUUCUCUAGAGAAGACAAUCUGUCUUUAAAGAGAAAAACACUUUUCAAUGAGUAGUGAAUUUAUUACUGUUACUGCUAACCUUGCUGGAAAGAUAAACGAAUAAAUUGUUAAAAUGUACUUUCCCUUUGGAUUUUAAAUUGUUGCCAAAAUGCUUGUCACCCUUUCAUUUCUUCCAUGCUAGUGAGAUAUUCUUUGAAUUGGUUCACAGUUUAUCAAGAGGCAAGGUAAACAUUUAGUAAGUCAAUAAUCAUAGGAUACAAGACAGACUGCAAGGAAAUUGCUUUUUUAUGCAACUUGUUAUAUCAUCAAACUCUAAAAGCAGAUUCAGAGACCUGAUGUUUAAGUGCAGCUGGUUUGCAAAUUCAAAUUUUGUUGAUCCUUGACUUUUCCUGCAUACCCUUGGCCAUCUUGGGAGCCCAGGCCAUUGGAACAAAUUCAUAUGAAUGUUUCAAAUAAAUGGGAAUGUACCCCUAUUUCUUUUAUAUUUUUGCCUAUAUUUCUGUCUUUCAUAACACUGUUGCACGUUCUUUUCUUUAUGAAUUAUAUAAAACUCAUUCUUUGAAUAACUAUGAAUGAAAACAUGAUAGAAAAUUAUAUAAUUACAUUUGUUUCUUCAAUUCCUUAUACCUUUAAAUAUUGUUAAUGCCAUAACUGUUAAGUUACUUACUAAAGCUAUGUCUAUAGGACAGAGCACAGAAAAGUCCUCUUCUUUUAAAUUAUAAUCAUGACCAAACCACUCAAUAUUAUAGUUGUCAGACAGCAAGGAUAACUCUUUUGUUGCAGUCAAGUUAGUCAAAUAGUAAUCAGUUUAUAUGCACAGAGCUACAGCAUUCAAAAAUUACUUUUUAAAAGUUUCUCCUUUUGUUAAAAUAAACUUGCUCAAAUGAAACUCAUCCUCAUAUAGCAACUCUCUCUCUCUACUUGUGGAUGGUUUCAUACCAAAUGCUUCAUGUAAUUAAGGGAUGAUUUGAAAGGACUAGAUAAUAUUUCAUCGGAUAAUCUUGACUAAGGGCUGUAACUCCCACUUACCAUGAAAACAUAUAAAUAAGAGGGAAUAGUCAUGAGUUUGGGGGAGUCAUAGUUACAUAUGAAAUUUUCCUUUGUUUCUUUUGAUGUAUUUAAAAUGUUUGUAGAAAGAUGGUAGAAAAUGUUACUAAUACAUUUAGACUGUCUGGGGAAUACACUGAUGCUUCCUCUUUGAAUUACAGCGUCAAAGUGAAGACUAUCUAGGAACUAAAAGUGGCUGGCCUCUAGCUUUUCAAAGCUUUGUAAGUGUUCUUGGUUAUGUUCUGAACACUUAAAUUUCUCAACAAAUGGCUAUGUUUAUAUGUAGGGGCCACUCUUGCUUUGCUUGCAUGCCACUUUCACACAUCUUUAACUGAAAUCAGUGUGAAUUCUGUAUGUAUAAGGGAUGUAUUUAAAGAUGCAGGAUCAUUAAUGCUAUAUUGUUGCAUACUCUUUUUCAUAUGCCUUACAAUAUUUUCUGGGACAUUAUUAAAAUGAAAGCAUUUUAUUGCCAAAAUAAAUCUAUGUUGUUAUUUCUAAUCUGCAUUAGCAGUAGAAAAAUAAUGUAGCAAAAACAUAUAUUGUACAGUACGAAAUUAUAAAAGAUAUAUAUUUUGCCAAUAAUAUAAAAAUAGGUUGAGGAGAAAGAAGCACAUUUGUUAUAGCACAAACUUAUAACAAAAUCCACUGUUAAAUUUGGCAGUUGUAUUUUUUAAAAGUAUAUAGAUUUAGUUCUAUCAGAUUUAUUUCAUCUACCAUCUUUUUAACUUGCUGCUUGAUACUUUUCCAGCAAUUUACUUCAGAGCCUUGCAAUCUGUGGAUGUAAUUUAUUUUACUUUAUUCCCUUCUAUAAAACUCAUUAAAUUUUAUUUUGUGAUGACUCAUACUAUAUUUACUGUUCUUAUUUCUUCUCCUUCAGUAACAACUACAAAAGGUAACAUCCAGUGAGCUCACAGGGCUCCUCUGAAUUGUGGACAUGUUUGAAAUGUUUUCUCUUUUUCACAGCCUACAGUCAAAAUGAUAAAGAUGUCCCAACAAGUAUUUAGGGGUUCUUCCAUUUGUUUUAUACUGAAUACUAUUUUGAAACAUAAGUAAAAGCCAUUAGCAGUUUUUUUUGAAAGGUUGGUGGGAGGGAAAAACAGAUAAACUUAUGAAUACUAAAAGUAAACAUGGCAAACUGAUGUAAAAAGAUUUCCCUACUAUUCCGAGAGCUGUUGAUAUCCCAAGCUAUUGCUGUAUUUCCAGCUACAAAGUGGAAAAACAAACAAAACAACAACAACAACAAAAAAUACCUUUCUCCAGUAUUUUUCCUUUCUUUAAAUUUUAAUGACUUAUUUUGAUAAUUUAUCCCCUUUUAUUUCCUUAUAUAGGUAAAUGUGUAGCAUUCUACAAGGCAUGCUGGGUAAAAUAUACUAUGCAAAUGUGUACAGUGCUGCAUGAUUUGUUCUCCCUCUGCUUUAGUGGCUUUAAAGAAAAAAAAAAUGUGUUGUUAUUUUUGUGAACCAAAACAUUUAACAAAGAAAAUGCAGAGUGCAUGCAUAUAGUAUUCUAAUUUCUAUGGAUUUGUUUUAUGGAAUUUAAAUGUGUACAAACCAACUGCAUUAAUUUUUUUUUCUUUUAUACAAUAAAUG
Molecule: messenger RNA, 8345 nt
Organism: Cervus elaphus (red deer)
Lineage: Eukaryota; Metazoa; Chordata; Mammalia; Artiodactyla; Cervidae
Gene: CACNB4
Product: calcium voltage-gated channel auxiliary subunit beta 4
Exons: 14
Coding region: 434-1855 (473 amino acids)
Biological process (GO): calcium ion transmembrane transport; neuromuscular junction development; chemical synaptic transmission
Cellular component (GO): voltage-gated calcium channel complex
Molecular function (GO): protein binding; high voltage-gated calcium channel activity
Source: RefSeq, a predicted model, not a curated record